GCAGGCUGGAGAAGUUGCUCUGGCUCUGCGUCAUAUUUAUUCCAGCGGAUCCGUGCGCUCUCUCCCGCCUCUUCCUCUAAAUUCUCUCUCUCUCUCUUUCUUUCUUUCUAUCUCUCUGUCCAUGCUUUUUAGGGCUAAUUGACCCAGCUCCAGAACAUCAAUACACAGAGCUUCGACUGCCACAAACAGCGCAGACCCUGAAGAGGUAAAACGUGGUGAGGCAAUUGUGACCGAACAAUGUGAUCUUGAUUGCAUUCAUUUGCAUGCGGUUUUGACUGCGCACACUUGAACUUACGGCUACAGCAAGAAGACCGCUGUGACUCCGAGGGAAGGUGAGCGCGUGUGUGUGUCAGCACAUGCAGAAGAAGCCCAUGCUCACAGUGCGUGGACUGAACAACACCGUUUCAUUAAGAGCAGUGCCAAACAUGUGAGAAGAUGUCUGUUGGAGGUUGUGCUUGCCCAGGCUGUUCGUCCAAGUCGUUCAAGCUGUACUCCCCAAAGGAGCCUCCCAACGGCAGUGCCUUCCCUCCAUUUCACCCAGGCGCAAUGCUGGAUAGAGAUGUGGGACCAACACCAAUGUAUCCCCCCUCUUACAUGGAACCUGGAAUAGGAAGGCACACACCGUAUGGGAAUCAAACAGACUACAGAAUAUUUGAGCUUAACAAAAGGCUACAGAAUUGGACAGAGGACUGUGACAAUCUGUGGUGGGAUGCGUUCACUACGGAGUUUUUUGAAGAUGACGCAAUGUUGACUAUCACAUUCUGCCUGGAAGAUGGACCUAAACGAUAUACUAUCGGUAGGACGUUGAUUCCACGAUACUUCCGAAGUAUUUUCGAGGGUGGGGCCACAGAGCUCUUCUAUGUGCUGAAACAUCCCAAGGAAUCUUUCCACAAUAACUUUGUGUCCCUGGAUUGUGAUCAGUGCACCAUGGUUACACAGAAUGGCAAACCCAUGUUCACACAGGUGUGUGUGGAGGGCAGGUUGUACCUGGAGUUUAUGUUUGACGACAUGAUGCGUAUAAAGACGUGGCACUUCAGUAUCAGACAGCACAGAGAGGUUGUGCCAAGGAGCAUCCUAGCAAUGCAUUCCCAAGACCCUCAAAUGCUUGACCAGCUAUCAAAAAACAUCACAAGAUGUGGAUUAUCUAACUCUACCCUGAACUACCUCCGACUUUGUGUAAUCCUGGAGCCCAUGCAGGAGCUGAUGUCAAGACACAAGACGUACAGUCUCAGCCCACGAGACUGCCUCAAAACCUGUCUGUUUCAGAAGUGGCAGAGGAUGGUGGCCCCACCAGCUGAGCCUGCGAGACAAGCCCCCAGCAAACGAAGGAAACGAAAAAUGUCCGGUGGCAGCACCAUGAGUUCGGGAGGGGGCAACAAUAACAACAGCAACAGUAAAAAGAAAAGUCCAGGCGGCGGCGGCUUUGCGCUUUCCAGCCAGGUACCUGAUGUGAUGGUGGUGGGAGAGCCCACUCUGAUGGGAGGGGAGUUCGGGGACGAGGAUGAGCGACUGAUCACGCGGCUGGAGAACACACAGUUUGAUGCGGCCAAUGGCAUCGACGACGAGGACAGUUUCAACAGUUCCCCAGCCCUGGGCACCAACAGCCCCUGGAACAGCAAAGCCCCCUCCAGCCAGGAGAGCAAAAAUGACAACCCCAACUCACAGUCAUCCCAGUAGAAGAAUUAGGGGGCUAGACUCGUAGCUGGGAGACACGCACCUUUGUUAAAAGCGCCAAUCGCUUGACAGUUCCUAAAGGUCUUCGGCCUCGAUUAGUCCUCUGUUGACUCUUUUUGUAUCAUAUUUGAAGAGUAAAAUUACUCCUCGCCAUCCAACACGCCGUUUUAUUCUUUUCAUUUUUGUUUCGCAUUUGACCUCUUAGAGCCUCGAUUAGGUUUGGCGAAGGCAGCCGUAUCUGUGGGUUAUUGUUCCAACCUCGGGUCUCUCUGUGCGUGCUGUGCUGUGACACGCAUGGCCGUUUCUGUUGUGCUCACCUCACAGGAAAGGAUCUUUUUUAUCUAACCAUUUGGUAAUAUGACCAUUGUGUGCACCUCAGACUCAAACCCAACACUCCAUUUUUAAAAACUAAAUUAUUUGUUUUAUAGGACCUGGUUGGAACAAAAACCUGUACAGUACCGGAGCUUGAGGACCGGAGUUGAGAACCACUACGUAAAGUCCUUAAAGUAAAAAUAAAUAAAGUGUAAAGCAUUGAGGUUCUUGAGUUUGGUCGUGCCCAAAAUGGUCAGGGAGAACAUGCCUGACCAUAAAGCCAGACUCAAAAGGAAGUGUUUAAUUUUUUGCAUUUUGUUUUUGUUUUUUAUUUUUAUAACUAUUUCUAAGGAGAAAAAAGCAAGCAAACAAAACUCUAAAUAUCCUUUGCACUCUUGUCACUGUAUUUUGGAUCUAUUUUUCUUAAAAAAAAAAGAGGAAUUUUGUUCUUAUUGAAAAUUGAUAAUCUUUAACUGGAAAAAAUGCUGUCAAUCUCAAUGUAAAAUAACACAUUUUGUAUUGUUAUCAAUAUUUUAAGAAAAUGCUACUUGCUCUAAGCUUUACACCUUAACUGUCUUUCUGUUAAAAUUGUCUUUGAUAAAGGAUAUUACAUGAUCAUAGCAUGUAUGUCUGGGUACUGCAUGUGUCAGACAAUAGCUAGUUCAGCUGAAACACUCCCAUUGUUUGCUGGAUUUUAAUCCCUCGCUGUUAUUCAAGACAUUUUGUUCAGAGACAAAAUGCAAGUGGACAUGGUAGAUACGUUUUUUUUUAACAAGAAAUAACAGAUCAAAAUUACUCAAUGCUUUUGUCGUUCACACUGAUUAGUUUGCUAAGAAAACAAUUUUUCUAAGAUGGUAUAUGAGGUAUAUACUUACAAAUUUUUCUUCCCUAAUGCUACAGACCAAGGAGCAAGAUCCUUUAAUCAACACAUUUCUAUAAAGACUUUUCUUUUCAUUAUUUUGUUUGUGUAUUUGUGAUUGUAUAUUUAAGACUGUAGCCUGUAUAAGUUCUGUAUAAGUGUAAUUCUAUUUACUCUUCUUGUUCAUCUUCACAAUCUGUUAUAUGUCAAAAGCUGAACUUCUCAUUUCAGAACAUGUUCCUAGAUGCAUUAAAGGUACUACCUGUCACCUAAGAACUACCUUUCAUUCAAAAGGGUAGAUUAUAGUUGUUAAGUCAAUGUCAUUGUAUUUAUUAUUAUUUUUUUUAAGUCUUUGCCAUUGCAUUAUAUAUCAAGACAAUACAUGUUGCUCUGUAUUUGUUUUUGCCUUUGUAUGUUGUUUCAUUUUUAAUGUUGUUUUAUCAGAUGACACAAAUAUAAUGGACUCCAUAAGAAUACUUAUUUAAACUAGUGUUACAACAGUCUAGACCAGUGGUUCUCAAAUUUUUUGUGUGUUUAGUGCACCCAUUCGUGCCCAAAGGAAAUGUUUGACAUAAAAUGUUCUUAAACUGAAAAUUUGAAUUAAACAAAACCUAUUCAGUUACGCAAAAUGUAGUACUGUUGGUUAUUAGCAUUGCUUUUUUUGAGGUUUAAUUACAUAGAAUUUAUGAUAAAUUAAUAUAUUUUUAUAAAACUGUUUGAGAACCACUAGCCUAGACCAUCAAUUCUUAAAAGCCUGCAGUGUAUUCGUUUUUAAAACACCAGAGGGCACUCCUGUGAGGUCUUCAUCUUAUAAAUAAUCAUCAAACUAGCCAAAUCCAGCAUUUCCUCCUAUCUACGGCAACAUCAUACAGACGAAACAUUUCUUUUUCUACAUUCAUCAUCAGUCACUUGUAAACUACAGUGUUGUGUAGGAUUCAUUAACCAAAUCGGCCACAACCCCCAGGUGUGCUUUUUCCUGUCCCUGUAGAGCCACUUUGUUAGUGGUUGUUUUAGAAGGAUAUUUUUGCCUAGUGUCUGCCAUUGACAGUUGAUGUAUGGAAACAAUAAAACACAUUUUUACAGCUA
Misgurnus anguillicaudatus (oriental weatherfish) is the source of this 3931-nucleotide messenger RNA. The record is from RefSeq and is a predicted model, not a curated record. Lineage: Eukaryota; Metazoa; Chordata; Actinopteri; Cypriniformes; Cobitidae.